UUAAGGCGAGGGGAGUUUUGGCAUCUGUACUGUACAUGUCUCAAUGCGGCCUCAUCUUCUGUUUGCCCUAUACAAGAAGUGCUUCACUAGCGGCACUCAGAAUGCUAUCAUCAUCAACCGCCUUUUCACCAAACCCUAAUCUUCCCAUUAGUUCACUCCAUUGCACCAUGAAAGCCACCUCUGAACUACCUACAAAAGCCCCUAACUUUCCUUUCUUUUCUAACCCUAAGAUUACUAUUACCAAUUUACCGCAAAAUCUUGCACCCUCUAACUGUUUCUCUGCAACUGGAGCAACAAAUCCUGUUCCCAUUCUGAAGGCUAAUGCAUCGAGGAACGAGGAGGUUGAGGGUAGCGGUCUGAGCUCCGAAUCACAACUUGUGGUGGUUUCUUUCUACAAAUUUGCUGAUUUCCCUGACCAUGCUGAUUUGAGGAAACCAUUGAAGGAACUCUGUGAAAAACUGCGUGUUUCAGGCGGUAUUAUUCUUGCACCUGAAGGAAUCAAUGGCAGCAUAUGUGGUACACGGGAUUCAGUGGAAACUGUUCUUGCAUUCAUUCAAAGUGAUGAGCGUCUGAAGGGGCUUAGAUUGGUCGAGUCACCAGUGAGCCCAGAGGAAGAGGCUCUUCAUCAUGGACAUACGAGCAGCUCUCCUCUUGCAGCGGGUGAGGAUGCUCCCUUUAGGUGGGACCACGUGAGGGUAAAGCUCAAAAAAGAGAUAGUUACACUUGGAAUGCCUUCUGUUUCACCAAUUGAAAGAGUUGGCAAGUACAUUAAACCGACAGAGUGGAAUGCAUUGAUUAGUGAUCCAGAUGUUGUUGUGAUCGAUGUUCGCAAUGAUUAUGAAAUUAGAGUCGGGAAGUUCAAGGGGGCAGUUGAUCCUUGUACCACAGCAUUCCGGGAUUUUCCAUCAUGGGUGGAAGAUCGUUUUAAACUUGCUGAUUCAGGAGACAAGUUCGAGUCAUCUGGUUCUGUUGGAGCAUCAGAUAAGCUGACAAAGGAAAAUGGAAACAAAAAGGUUCCCCGAGUUGCAAUGUACUGUACAGGUGGUAUUCGAUGCGAGAAAGCUUCAAGUUUUCUCCUCGCCAAAGGCUUUGAUGAGGUGUAUCAUCUAGAAGGUGGGAUUUUAAGGUACCUGGAGGAAGUUCCCAAGACAGAGAGCCUUUGGGAGGGAGAAUGUUUUGUGUUUGACAAACGAGUUUCUGUUGAGCAUGGUUUGGUACAGGGAACAUUCAAACUUUGUUAUGGAUGCAAGAAACCAGUGAGCGAUGCUGAUAUGGAAUCCCCAGAAUGGGAGUAUGCCGUCUCUUGUCCGUACUGCUUUGCAUCAAAAUCUGAGGAAGAAAAGGAAAGGGCAAGAGCUCGACAAAGACAGUUCGAGAAAUGGGGUAUCAUUGGUGGUCCAGACAAGGGGAGCAGACCAGCAAAGACGGUGGAUAUCAAUGUGAAUUCUGCUACUCAGAUGUCAAAAUCGUUUUAGUCAUACUGGCGGCCUAAGAAUUGGACUUGUUUUGUACCAUUUUUCUUUUGGAGAGUGAGAUUUUCUAUCUUCUGUAGGAGAACUAAAAGUAACAUUUCUAUGAAUGGCAGUCACUGUUUUGAAAAUAAAUAAAGGUCACUAGUUUAAUUAAA
Messenger RNA from Solanum stenotomum, 1627 nucleotides. RefSeq names its product rhodanese-like domain-containing protein 7. NCBI's taxonomy places the organism in Eukaryota, Viridiplantae, Streptophyta, Magnoliopsida, Solanales, Solanaceae. The transcript is spliced from 5 exons. The record is from RefSeq and is a predicted model, not a curated record. The coding region runs from base 36 to 1475 and encodes 479 amino acids.